Molecule: messenger RNA, 471 nt
Organism: Paraglomus brasilianum
Lineage: Eukaryota; Fungi; Glomeromycota; Glomeromycetes; Paraglomerales; Paraglomeraceae
Source: the annotation of a GenBank genome assembly
AUGCCAACUGAUGUGACUCGCUCGCUUUCCCAGGACAGCGUGCAAGAUACGGUCCUGGUGCCUCCUUUGAACUUUGCUAUAGUAUCUCCUGGAGUAUAUCGAUCAGGACACCCCAACAGGCAAAACUUUCCUUUUCUCAAAAAGUUGGGCCUCAAGACAAUAAUGUACUUGUCAUCUGACGAUUUUAACGAAGAACUGCAUCAGUUCGUAACCGACCAGGAUAUCCAAGUAUUUCAUUACAAAAUAUCAGGGAAUAAGGAACCAUUCAUUGAGAUUGAACAAAAGGAUAUCAGCAGUGCGUUAGUAAAAGUGCUCGGUUGUCUAAGGAAAUUACAAAGAUGGUCAAUGACCUCUAUAUUUGACGAAUAUCGGCGCUUUGCAGGAACAAAAGUCCUUGCUGACCAGGAAUUUAUUGAAAUAUUCUCUGAGCCUGUACCGUAUGAUCCAAGGCAUAAGCCGGAAUGGUUGUAA